AUGGCGCUCCUCCAGCUGCAUCCCUUCCGGCUGCUGCUGCUACUGCUGCUACUGCCGCCGCCGCUUCCCGGGACGGGGACCGGGACGGCGCCCGGCCGGUGCCAGAGCCCUCGGCAGUGCUCGCGAAUCCCCUACGCUGCCUCCCGCGACUUCGACGUGGAGUACUCGGUGCCCAGCUUCGCCGCCGGCGGCCAGGUGCAGGCCGUGGUCACCUACGAGGACGAGAACGGAAGAGCGGUGUUCGUGGCCACGCGGAACCGCCUCCACAUGCUGGGGCCCGGCCUGCGGCCAGUGCAGAGCCUCGCCACGGGCCCCGCCGGUGACCCCGGCUGCCAGACGUGCUCGGCCUGCGGCCCCGGCCCCCACGGCCCGCCGGGCGACACGGACAUGCAGGUGCUGGCGCUGGAGAUGGCGGUGCCCGCGCUGAUCAGCUGCGGCUCCAGUCUGCACGGCCGCUGCUUCCUGCACGAGCUGAAGUUCGGCGAGCAAGGUGUGCGCCUGGCACCGCCCGCCUGCCUCUUCUCGGCGCUCCACAACCAGCCCGAGCGCUGCCCCGACUGCGUGGCCAGCCCGUUGGGCACCCGCGUGACCGUGGUGGAGCAGGGCCAGGCCUCCUACCUCUACGCGGCGGCGUCCCUGGAUGCAGCCGUGGGCGCCAGCUUCAGCCCGCAGUCCGUGUCCAUCCGGCGUCUCAAGGCCGACUUCACUGGGUUCGCCCCAGACUUCGUGGCCCUGUCAGUGCGCCCCGCAUACCUGGCCUCCUACCGCAUCGAGUACGUGCACAGCUUCCGGGCGGGAGCCUUCGUGUAUUUCCUGAGCGUGCAGCCUGCAAGCGUGGAGGCCGGGCCCCGGGCCCUGCACACGCGCCUGGCUCGACUAGGAGCCACUGAGGUGGAGCUGAGUGACUACCGCGAGCUGGUUCUCCGCUGCAGCUUCGAGCCCAAACGCCGCCGGCGCCGCAGCGAGACCCCCAAAGUUGGGCAGGACUACCCGGUAUUACGGGCAGCCCACACGGCGCCCGUGGGCGGCCAACUAGCCAUCGAGCUGAGCAUCAAGGAAGGCCAGGAGGUGCUGUUUGGGGUUUUCGGAAGGAGCAGGGACCGUGGGCCCAGAGAAGGCCCCAACUCGGUGGUCUGUGCCUUCCCUAUCACUCUGCUGGACACCCUCAUCGAGCAGGGCGAGGACAGGUGCUGCCGGGCCCCGGUGCUCUCAGGCCUCCGCAGAGGCCUGGACUUCUUCCAGCUGCCCAGCCUGUGCCCGAACCCGCCUGGCCUGGUGGCUCCCAACCCCAACAUCAGCUGCUACUACUUCCCCCUGCUGGUCAGCAGCAGCAUCUCACGUGUGGACCUCUUCAACGGGCUGCUGGGGGAGGUGCAGGUGACCGCACUGCAUGUGACACGCCUGGGGAACAUCACUGUGGCCCACAUGGGCACGGCCGAAGGGCGCGUCUUACAGGUGGAGCUGGCCAGAUCUCUCAACUACCUGCUGUACGUGUCCAACUUCUCCCUGGGAAGCAAUGGGCAGCCCGUGCAACGGGACCUCAGUCGCUUUGGGGAUGACCUGCUCUUUGCCUCUGGGGACCAGGUCUUCCAGGUGCCCAUCCGGGGCCCUGGCUGCCGCCACUUCCUCACUUGUGGGCGUUGCCUGCGGGCUGGGCGCUUCAUGGGCUGUGGCUGGUGUGGGGGCCUGUGUGGCCGACGACAGGAGUGUCCUGGCUCCUGGCAACAGGAUCGCUGUCCACCUGAGCUCACUGAGUUCCAUCCCCAUAGUGGACCCAGAAGGGGCAGCACCAGGUUGACACUGUGUGGCUCCACUUUCCACCUGCGCCCUGCUGACUCGGUGCCUAAGGGUACCCACCAGGUCACCGUGGGCCAAAGUCCAUGCCGGCUGCUGCCCAAGGACACCUCAAACUUCAGGCCAGUGUCCGGGGAUGACUUUAUAGAGGAGUUUGAGUGUGAGCUGGAGCCCUGGGCUGGACAGGCAGUCGGGCCUGCCAACGUCAGCCUCACUGUGGUCAACAUGACGGCGGGCAAGCACUUCCGGGUAGAAGGCCGUUCUGUGUUGCAAGGCUUCUCAUUCGUGGAGCCAGUGCUGACAGCUGUGCAGCCUCAGUAUGGCCCACGGGCUGGGGGCACCCUUCUCACCCUCGAAGGCCAGGGUCUGUGUGUAGGCAGCAGCCGGGCUGUGCUAGUCAACGGGACCGAGUGCCUGCUACAGCAGGUCAGCGAAGGGCAGCUUCUAUGUGCCACACCCCCCGGGGCUGCCACGGCCAGCGUUCCUCUUCGCCUGCAGGUGGGGGGUGCCGAGGUGCCAGGCUCCUGGAUCUUCCACUACCUGGAAGACCCUGUUGUUUUAGGCAUCAGCCCCAACUGUGGCUACACAGGCUCCCAUGUUACCAUCCGUGGCCAGCACCUGACGUCAGCAUGGCACAUGAUGCUCUCAUUCCGUGACGAGCUUGGGGCAGUGGAGAACAGGUGUGAGAAGCAGCUCCCGGACCAGCAGAGGUGCUACCUGCCCCCACAUGUGCUCAGAAGCUCCCAGGAGGGGGUGACCGGGAACCUGAGUGCUCGCGGGGAUGGAGCUGCAGGCUUUACGCUGCCCGGCUUCCGCUUCCUGCCCCCACCCUUAGCCCCCAGUGCUGACCCUGCCCCACUGAAGCCUGGGGAGCAUGCCGUCAAGUUCCAGUAUAUUGGACUGGCCGCCGUGGCUGACUGCGUGAGUGUGAAUGUGACCGUGGGCGGUGAGGCCUGCCAGCACGAGUUCCGGGGGGACGUGGUCAUCUGCCUCCUGCCCCCUUCCCUGGAGCUCGGUGAGACAGGAGCCCCACUGCAGGUCUGUGUGGACAGUGUGUGUCAUGACCUGGGCAAGGUGAUGCGGCGAGGCCCAGAGGGAUUCCUGCAGGGCAUACUCCUUGGGCUCUUAGUGGUCUUGAUCCUGUUUGUGGCUCUAGUGGCCCUCGCUUUGUUCUUCAACUACCGGCGGCGGAAGAAACAGCAAGCCCUUUCUCCCAACCUGGAUGACCUGGCAUCCCUGGACCGGACCUCUGGCGGCAUCCCACUGCAUCUGCUGCGCUCGGGCUCCGACUACAGAAGUCACCUUGAACCCCCUGACACUGGGGCUCUGGACCCUACUGCCCGGAUCCACAGAGGGUCCUUCUCAGACGACAGGGACGAGCCCCAUGCCCCGCUGCUCCAGAGCAAGUCCAUCCAGCUCCGGGACCUCGACUCCACGCUCCUGGCGGAGGUCAAGGACGUGCUGAUUCCCUUCGAGCGAGUGGUCACCCACAGCGACCAAGUCAUUGGCAGAGGCCACUUUGGAGUUGUGUACCACGGAGAAUACACGGAUCCAGCUCAGAACCGAGUCCACUGUGCUGUCAAGUCUCUGAGCCGCAUCACCGAGGUGCAGGAAGUGGAGGCCUUCCUGCGGGAGGGGCUGCUCAUGAGCGGCCUGCACCACCCGCAUGUGCUGCCCCUCAUCGGCAUCGUGCUGCCCCCUGCGGGCAUGCCCCGGGUGCUGCUGCCCUACAUGUGCCAUGGAGACCUGCGCCAGUUCAUACGCUCCCCUCAGCGGAACCCCACCGUGAAGGACCUCAUCGGCUUUGGCCUGCAAGUGGCCCGGGGCAUGGAGUACCUGGCGGGGAAGAAGUUUGUGCACAGGGACCUGGCUGCUCGGAACUGCAUGCUGGACAAGUCUUUCACCGUCAAGGUGGCUGACUUCGGGAUGGCCCGGGGCACCCUGGACAAGGAGUACUACAGUGUCCGGCAGCACCCCCACGCCCGCCUGCCAGUCAAGUGGAUGGCACUGGAGAGCCUACAGACCUAUAAGUUCACCACCAAGUCCGACGUGUGGUCAUUUGGUGUGUUACUGUGGGAGCUGCUGACACGGGGUGCCCCACCGUACCCGCACAUCGACCCCUUUGACCUUACCUACUUCCUGGCCCAGGGUCGGCGCCUGCCGCAGCCAGAGUACUGCCCUGAUGCCCUGUACUUGAUCAUGCAGCGUUGCUGGGCCACAGAGCCAGGGACACGGCCCACCUUUGGGGCGCUGGUGCAGGAGGUGGAGUCUGUGGCGGCCACACUGUGUGGGGACCACUAUGUGCAGCUGCCCGCAACCUACGUGAACCUGGGCCCCGGCGCAGCAGAGGGGACAAUCCCACCCGUGGAGCAUCGGCCAGCCCCGUCGCCUUCCGUGUGUAGGAGCACCGGCCAGCCCCGGCCCCUCUCAGAGCCACUGCCACUCACAUAGCCACAGCUCCGGGCCUCCGGGGGAAGGACCAGCCUAGUGCUUGCCACCUGUGCCCAAGUUGCCCUGGGGCAUGUCAGGUUGGAGAGAGGGCCCAAUUGCUCUGGCCUUGACUUCCAGGGAAGAUAGGGUGUGGGCAGGGCACAUCCCAUCCUGCCACGCACCCCACAGAGGGAGGAAGUGGGGGGAUCCUUCGUGGGAGCGGCACUGAUGAAGCUCGUGCCUGCUGGGUGCCUAGCUCUCUGGACUUGGGGGGACUCAAGAGACUCAGUGACCUCACGCACACCGGCUGUGGGAGCAGCAAAUGUGCGAAUGGAUAUCUAAGUACGAACUAGUAAACACUCUGCGAGCAAAAGA
This is a messenger RNA of Echinops telfairi (small Madagascar hedgehog), 4599 nucleotides long. It is a transcript of the gene MST1R, whose product is annotated as macrophage stimulating 1 receptor. The coding region runs from base 1 to 4245 and encodes 1414 amino acids. Gene Ontology annotation, biological process: multicellular organism development; phagocytosis; positive regulation of kinase activity. The transcript has 20 exons. The record is from RefSeq and is a predicted model, not a curated record. Gene Ontology annotation, cellular component: signaling receptor complex; membrane. Gene Ontology annotation, molecular function: transmembrane receptor protein tyrosine kinase activity; ATP binding; protein binding. NCBI's taxonomy places the organism in Eukaryota, Metazoa, Chordata, Mammalia, Afrosoricida, Tenrecidae.